CAUGUUUCUGCAAAAAAAAAUCCACAAACUCCAUUGAUCAAACUUUUAAAGAUUUAGAGCAGUUUGAUCCUACAUUUGUUUCCGCUCGUCAAAAAAUGGCGUUUUCUUCUCCAUAUCCGCUCCAGAGAUCAGAUUCGAUCGCGGAGAAAAUGCCCGACGCGUUUAAGCAAAGUCGGUAUCAUAUGAAGAGAUGUUUUGCCAGCUUUGUCGGAGAAGGAAAGAGGUUGAUGAAGCGAGGGAAUCUGAUGAGCGAGAUAGAGAAAUCUGUAGAAGACGUUCGUGAACGAAGCAAGAUCCUGGAGGGACUGUUUGGUUACAUUCUUACAUGCACUCAGGAGGCGGCGGUGAUUCCUCCGUUUGUCGCGUUGGCGGCGAGGCCUAAUCCCGGUUUCUGGGAAUUUGUUAAAGUGAACUCUGCAGAUUUAUCGGUUGAUGAAAUCUCGGCGGCGGAAUACUUGAAGCUCAAGGAAUCCGUUUUCGACGAGAACUGGGCCAAGGACGAGAACGCGUUGGAAAUAGACUUUGGAGCGAUCGAUUUCACGACUCCUCGGCUGAGCCUUUCUUCUUCGAUCGGAAACGGAGCUGAUUACGUCUCGAGAUUCAUCUCUUCCAAGCUCGGCGACCAGCUCGAUAAGUCGAAGCCCUUGCUGAACUACUUGCUCGGCCUCAAUCAUCGCGGAGAGAGUCUGAUGAUCAGCGAAGAGCUAGACACGGUCCAGAAGCUUCAAAAAGCACUGAUUCUUGCUAUCAGUAUGGUUUCAACUUAUCCGAAACACACUCCAUACGAGGAUUUCUCGCAGAGGCUAAAGGAGAUGGGGUUCGAGAAAGGAUGGGGAGAUACAUCAGAGAGAGUGAAAGAAACUAUGGUCAUGCUCUCGGAAAUUCUCGAAGCUCCCGAUAACUCGAAGCUGGAAUCGCUCUUCAGCAGGCUCCCAACAGUGUUCAACGUUGUGAUAUUCUCGAUCCACGGGUACUUUGGACAGCAAGACGUGCUCGGAUUUCCCGACACUGGAGGACAGGUCGUGUACAUUCUUGAUCAAGUAAGAGCUCUAGAGGAAGAGCUUCUCCUUCAGAUUAGCCAACAGGGACUCGGAUUCAAGCCUCAGAUUCUUGUGGUUACGAGAUUGAUACCCGAAGCACGGGGAACAAAGUGUGACCAAGAGCUUGAAGCCAUUGAAGGAACUAAGUAUUCUCACAUUUUCCGGAUUCCUUUCGUGACGGAGAAAGGGAUUCUCCGGCAAUGGGUUUCCCGUUUCGAUAUCUACCCUUACCUGGAAAGAUUUUCUCAGGAUGCUACGAGCAAGAUCACGGAACGCCUACAGUGCAAACCCGAUCUCAUAAUCGGUAACUACACAGACGGGAACUUAGUGGCGUCUCUAAUGGCUGCAAAACUCGACGUCACUCAGGGAACGAUUGCUCAUGCACUGGAGAAGACAAAGUACGAGGAUUCGGAUGCGAAAUGGAAGGAGUUAGAUCCAAAGUACCAUUUCUCAUGCCAAUUCACAGCUGAUCUGAUCGCAAUGAACGCCUCCGACUUCAUCAUUACGAGUACUUACCAAGAAAUCGCCGGAAGCAAGGAAAGGCCGGGACAGUACGAGAGCCACACGGCCUUCACAAUGCCGAGCUUAUGCAGAGUGGUUUCAGGCAUUGAUGUGUUUGAUCCGAAGUUCAACAUAGCAGCUCCUGGUGCCGAUCAGUCUGUAUACUUCCCGUCCUCCCAGCAGCAAAAACGGCUCUCGGAGUUUCAUCCCGCUAUUCAAGAACUUCUCUACAACGAGAAAGACAACGACGAACACAUGGGAUAUCUAGCGGAAAAGGAGAAACCGAUCAUCUUCUCAAUGGCGAGGCUCGACACAGUGAAGAACAUAACGGGUCUGGUGGAAAUGUACGGGAAGAACCAGAGGCUCCGCGAGAUGGCAAACCUCGUGGUGGUCGCCGGAUUCUUCGACGUUUCGAGAUCCAACGACAGAGAAGAAAAGGCGGAGAUCAAGAAAAUGCACCACCUCGUCGAAAAGUACAAACUCAAAGGGCAGUUCAGAUGGAUCGCUGCACAGACCGAUAGAUACAGGAACGGGGAGCUGUACAGAUGCGUAGCCGAUACGAAGGGCGUUUUCGUACAACCCGCACUGUACGAAGCUUUCGGAUUAACGGUCAUCGAGGCGAUGAACUGCGGAUUACCGACGUUUGCGACUAACCAAGGCGGUCCGGCCGAGAUCAUUGUUGAUGGCAUCUCCGGUUUCCAUAUUGACCCUAACAAUGGCGACGAGUCCAGUGACAAGAUUGCAGAUUUCUUCAGCACAUGUCGUACCGAUGCUUCGUAUUGGGACAAGGUUUCGGAGGAUGGGUUGAAACGCAUAUACGAAUGCUAUACGUGGAAGAUCUACGCCAAGAAGCUACUGAAGAUGGGAAGUGUCUAUGGGUUCUGGAGAGUUGUGAACGAAGAGCAGAAGAAAGCGAAACGAAGAUACAUCGAACUGAUUUAUAAUCUCCAGUUCAGGCGAUUGGCCAAGAAAGUGACGAUCCCCGACGAGAAACCUCAGGCUUCGAGACUGUCAUCACUACGUAACUUGCUGCCCAAGAAACCAUUAUCAGUUAAGCAGAAGCAAACCAUAGAGACAGAAACACGAGAACUCGAACAGAAGAAACCAGAGAUGAAAGCCGAUCAAGAUUCUGUAGGGGAAAAGAGAAAGUCAACCGAGAAAGCAGAAACCCAGAUGAAAGAUGGAUUACUUGGAGCUGAAGAAACCGAAAAGCUAGGGAAAACUCUGGAAACUUCUGGAACAAGGCAGAAUCUAGAAGAGAUGCAGAUUGUGUACGGACAAAGGAGACAAGAAGGUUCUCCAGUUCGAAGUUUGGUUUGGUUGAUCGUAGCCUUCGUCUGGAUCUGCUUUGUCCUGAAGGAGAAGUUCUUCACUUCUUCAUUUCGAGAAGAUUAACUUCGCGAAAAAAAAAAGAUGGGAAAUUUAUCUCAAUCAAUUCUAAACGUAAAUAAAUUAAUAAAUUAAUACAUGUAUAUGAAUUAAUAAAUAUAUUUGU
Molecule: messenger RNA, 3036 nt
Organism: Tarenaya hassleriana
Lineage: Eukaryota; Viridiplantae; Streptophyta; Magnoliopsida; Brassicales; Cleomaceae
Product: sucrose synthase 6
Exons: 14
Coding region: 96-2936 (946 amino acids)
Biological process (GO): sucrose metabolic process
Molecular function (GO): sucrose synthase activity
Source: RefSeq, a predicted model, not a curated record